Messenger RNA from Oppiella nova, 930 nucleotides. The record is from the annotation of a GenBank genome assembly. NCBI's taxonomy places the organism in Eukaryota, Metazoa, Arthropoda, Arachnida, Sarcoptiformes, Oppiidae.
GAGCGUUCACUAAGGGAGCGAAGGGAACGCCGUUUAUUAAACCUAAUCCAAGCGCAGGAGAACCAACAGCGCCGGCAGUCAUACAUCCGGAACCUGUGUUACCAUCAGUACGGAUGGCGUCCAUUAAACGACACGACCUUCGAGUCGAUGAUCUCCUCCAUCACCACACACUUGGAUCACCUGAUCGUCGACGACACCAAUCGAUUGAUAUACUGUUUCGUACCGAAAGUCGCGUCAACCAACUGGAAACGAGUGCUACUGGCGCUCAACACUCACACCCAAUCACCCGACCCGCUCACCAUCAAAGGCAAUGAGAGUCAUGUGAUGUCACCGGCGUUUAAGACACUCAACCAAUACAACUCUACCGAAGAUAUAGCCGUAAGACUGCGCCUGUAUCUCAAAUUCAUGUUUGUGAGGCACCCCUACGAGCGCCUACUGUCCGCUUAUCGGAACAAAUUCGAGCGAACCUACUCUGACUACUUCCGACUGCGGUUCGGUAGGAAAAUCGUGCGCCAGUUCCGCUCCCAGCCCUCCAACGAGUCGCUGGAUAUGGGACACGACGUCACUUUCGAGGAAUUCCUACGAUAUGUCACUGAAUUGAAUACAACGGAUCACAAGAGGGAGUUCAACGAGCACUGGAGGCCGGCCUACGAUCUCUGCCAUCCCUGUGCUAUCGAUUACGACGUGUACGGCAAGUAUGAGACACUUCAUAGCGAUGUACAGCUGGUGCUAAGGCGGGCCGGCAUUCAAAAGACAGUGGAGUUCCCGAAACGGGAGGACACGUAUAGCAAUCAGCCGUCCAGUGAUCUGAUCCAUAGUUAUUACGGCAAUGUGUCGGACCUAUUGGUCGAUAAAGUGGCCGAUAUUUAUGCCGAAGACAUUCAACUGUUUCAAUACGACAGAGGAAUUGGUGGCAAAGAUAUUGAGAAC